CACGAUCCUCCUCCAUCCACCCCCCGGGCUCCUCCUGUGGUGAAUCGCCGCAGCCCCGGGGCUCCUUCUCCUCGAUCACAUCCACCUCGACAUCAUUCCAUGGCCGAUUAUUUAGCCUAUCAGAAAGGACACGCUCAGACUUUCUACCCGCAGCACGCGCAGCCGAACAUUCACCCUCGCAAUCCCCCGAACCGAGUGCGAUCGCCGGCUACUAACGCCCGCAUCUUGUUCAACGCCAAUACUCCAUCUCCCUCAAGAUCUCCCAGGACCAAUUCGCCCCAGCAAUUCGGCAUGUUCAACCAGCAGAAUCAUGGGCAGCACGGCCACAACGCGAUGAUGAAUGGUGGGGGUCACCAACGGUACAUGCAGAUGAAUUUGGCCAAGCCGUUUCAGCACAACCAAACUCACCAAACUCACGGGCAUGCGCACCAGCAUCAAGCUGAUCAUACUGGUGCUACGCAUGGUGGACAGUACAACCACCAGCACAAUGUGUCGAGCGGUGGCCUCGCGAACGUGCAACCCCAUUUCGCAGCUGGCCAUUUACAAAAUGGGACGCCUGGUAGUGUUCACAGCGGCUUGACCAAACCUCCGAAUGAACAUUGGGCUGAACAACUGGCCCUAGCGCAACGGGCACGAGAGAUGGUACAGUCGCAUGCUCAUGCGCGAAACCACCCAAGUGUGAAUAAGAGUGUGGUAGCCGGGACCUCAAAUGGCGCGCAGAAGGAGACUGAAAGGGAAGAACGAAACCGACCCAUUGCACAAUCUGCACAAGACGCCAAAGAAAACCAUGUGUGGACAAUUCUCGAUUUCGGUGGGCAGAACCUGAAAGUCAUCACGUCUUCGCUUUUCCAAUAUCAGUUUCUUACGAAGCUUUAUUUGAACUGCAACAAGCUUUCUGUUCUGCCUGAGGGCCUUGGGAAAUUGAGAAAUCUGACACAUUUGGAUGUUUCCCUCAACGAGCUACGAUCGCUUCCGGCCGAAAUCGGUAUGCUGGUGAACCUCAAGCAGCUCUUGCUCUUUGACAACAAUGUGACAUUCCUCCCAGACGAAAUAGGUUCGUUAUUUCAGUUGGAGAUGCUGGGUAUCGAGGGCAACCCGUUACCAGAAGACAUCAAGUCAAUCAUUGUCGAGCAGGGAACUGGAGAACUCAUCAAGCAUUUCCGCGAACAUGCGCAACCUCCCAAUCCACCGAGAGAUCGCGAUUGGCUAAUGCUCGAUGAUACCGAUUUGUCUACUCAAGAGACGGUGACGGCGCUGAGUUACAACAUUCUUUGCGACAAGUACUGCACCCAAAAUCAAUACGGUUACACUCCAAGUGGAGCUUUGGCUUGGGAACACAGAAGGGAAAUGAUUCUGGCGGAACUGCGCGCACGAAACGCCGAUAUUGUCUGUUUACAGGAGAUCGACCAGGAGAGUUUUAACGAUUACUUCCGUGAAGCUUUGGCCCACGACGAUUACAAAGGUAUCUUCUGGCCUAAAUCAAGAGCAAGGACCAUGGCGGAGAGGGAAGCGAAGCUUGUGGAUGGGUGUGCUAUCUUCUACAGGCACAGCAAGUACAUUUUGCUGGAGAAAAAACUCGUCGACUUCGCGAACACCGCCAUCAAUCGCGCAGACAUGAAGGGAGAGGCCGACAUCUUCAAUCGUGUCAUGCCUCGAGACGACAUUGGAGUUAUCGCGUUGCUGGAAAAUCGAGCCACCGGGUCGAGGAUGAUUGUUGGCAAUGUCCACGUUUUCUGGAACCCCGCAUUCGUGGACGUGAAGAUGGUACAGAUCGCAAUUCUCCUGGACGCAAUCAAGAAAUGGGCAGACGAAUGGACAAAACGCGAGCCGUGCACAGACAAGGUCAUGUACCAGUUCACAAACGGCGACAGCGACGACGGGGACCUUGCGUCGGAAACAACCCAAGCACCAGGUCCCUCACAAUCAUACGCCCGAGGUGAAGACAUACCGCUCCUGCUUUGUGGCGACUUCAACUCGACGCCCGAUUCUGGUGCUUACGAGUUCAUCACCCAAGGAACCAUGUCCAACACCCACGUGGACCUUGGCAGUCGUAAGUACGGCAACUUCACGAGAGACGGCAUGCACCACCCGUUCCAACUCAAAUCGAGUUAUGCGGCUAUUGGGGAACUUGCUUUCACGAACUACACCCCCGGUUUCGUUGGUACUUUGGACUACAUCUGGUAUUCGACGAACACGCUGCAGGUGGUGGGCUUACUGGGCGACAUUGACAAAGAUUACCUCAAAUGUGUGCCUGGAUUCCCCAACUACCACUUCCCUAGUGAUCAUGUUGCCUCAUUUGCACAGUAUAUUGUCAAGGGUCGAAAGGAAAAGAAGGCGGUGGAGCAGCCUCCUGAAUUUCCUCAAGGAAGAGGCCGGGACCGGCGGUCGUGAG
This is a messenger RNA of Periconia digitata, 2392 nucleotides long. Lineage: Eukaryota; Fungi; Ascomycota; Dothideomycetes; Pleosporales; Periconiaceae. The record is from the annotation of a GenBank genome assembly.